Gordionus sp. m RMFG-2023 is the source of this 5415-nucleotide messenger RNA. Its product is annotated as mucin-2-like. The record is from RefSeq and is a predicted model, not a curated record. The coding region runs from base 1 to 5415 and encodes 1804 amino acids. Lineage: Eukaryota; Metazoa; Nematomorpha; Gordioida; Chordodea; Parachordodidae. The transcript is spliced from 80 exons.
AUGGCUACUCGAAGAUUUUCUAUACCAACUCGCAUCACUACCGAUGUUGACCGUUCACAAGAGACACCAUCAACUACUCGAAGAUUUUCUAUACCAACUCGCAUCACUACCGAUGUUGACCGUUCACAAGAGACACCAUCAACUACUCUAAGAUUUUCUAUACCAACUAGCAUCACUACCGACGUUGACCGUUCACAACAGACACCAUCAACUACUCGAAGAUUUUCUAUACCAACUAGCUUCACUACCGAUGUUGACCGUUCACAACAGACACCAUCAACUACUCGAAGAUUUUCUAUACCAACUCUCAUCACUACCGAUGUAGACCGUUCACAACAGACACCAUCAACUACUCGAAGAUUUUCUAUACCAACUCGCAUCGCUACCGAUGUUGACCGUUCACAACAGACACCAUCAAUUACCAUUCUUAUAGCUACUCGAAGAUUUUCUAUACCAACUCGCAUCACUACCGAUGUAGACAGUUCACAACAGACAUCAUCAACUACUCGAAGAUUUUCUAUACCAACUCGCAUCACUACCGAUGUAGACCGUUCACAACAGACACCAUCAACUACUCGAAGAUUUUCUAUACCAACUCGCAUCACUACCGAUGUAGACCGUUCACAACAGACACCAUCAACUACUCGAAGAUUUUCUAUACCAACUCGCAUCACUACCGAUGUAGAUCGUUCACAACAGACACCAUCAACUACUCGAAGAUUUUCUAUACCAACUCGCAUCAUUACCGAUGUUGACCGUUCACAACAGACACCAUCAACUACUCGAAGAUUUUCUAUACCAACUCGCAUCAUUACCGAUGUUGACCGUUCACAACAGACACCAUCAACUACUCGAAGAUUUUCUAUACCAACUCGCAUCACUACCGAUGUAGACCGUUCACAACAGACACCAUCAACUACUCGAAGAUUUUCUAUACCAACUCGCAUCACUACCGAUGUUGACCGUUCACAACAGACACCAUCAACUACUCGAAGAUUUUCUAUACCAACUCGCAUCACUACCGAUGUUGACCGUUCACAACAGACACCAUCAACUACUCGAAGAUUUUCUAUACCAACUCGCAUCACUACCGAUGUAGACCGUUCACAACAGACACCAUCAACUACUCGAAGAUUUUCUAUACCAACUCGCAUCACUACCGAUGUAGACAGUUCACAACAGACAUCAUCAACUACUCGAAGAUUUUCUAUACCAACUCGCAUCACUACCGAUGUAGACCGUUCACAACAGACACCAUCAACUACUCGAAGAUUUUCUAUACCAACUCGCAUCAUUACCGAUGUUGACCGUUCACAACAGACACCAUCAACUACUCGAAGAUUUUCUAUACCAACUCGCAUCACUACCGAUGUAGACCGUUCACAACAGACACCAUCAACUACUCGAAGAUUUUCUAUACCAACUCGCAUCACUACCGAUGUUGACCGUUCACAACAGACACCAUCAACUACUCGAAGAUUUUCUAUACCAACUCGCAUCACUACCGAUGUUGACCGUUCACAACAGACACCAUCAACUACUCGAAGAUUUUCUAUACCAACUCGCAUCACUACCGAUGUUGACCGUUCACAACAGACACCAUCAACUACUCGAAGAUUUUCUAUACCAACUCGCAUCACUACCGAUGUAGACCGUUCACAACAGACACCAUCAACUACUCGAAGAUUUUCUAUACCAACUCGCAUCACUACCAAUGUAGACCGUUCACAACAGACACCAUCAACUACUCGAAGAUUUUCUAUACCAACUCGCAUCACUACCGAUGUUGACCGUUCACAACAGACACCAUCAACUACUCGAAGAUUUUCUAUACCAACUCGCAUCAUUACCGAUGUUGACCGUUCACAACAGACACCAUCAACUACUCGAAGAUUUUCUAUACCAACUCGCAUCACUACCGAUGUAGACCGUUCACAACAGACACCAUCAACUACUCGAAGAUUUUCUAUACCAACUCGCAUCACUACCGAUGUAGACCGUUCACAACAGACACCAUCAACUACUCGAAGAUUUUCUAUACCAACUCGCAUCACUACCGAUGUAGACCGUUCACAACAGACACCAUCAACUACUCGAAGAUUUUCUAUACCAACUCGCAUCACUACCGAUGUAGACCGUUCACAACAGACACCAUCAACUACUCGAAGAUUUUCUAUACCAACUCGCAUCACUACCGAUGUAGACCGUUCACAGCAGACACCAUCAACUACUCGAAGAUUUUCUAUACCAACUCGCAUCACUACCGAUGUUGACCGUUCACAACAGACACCAUCAACUACUCGAAGAUUUUCUAUACCAACUCGCAUCACUACCGAUGUAGACCGUUCACAACAGACACCAUCAACUACUCGAAGAUUUUCUAUACCAACUCGCAUCACUACCAAUGUAGACCGUUCACAACAGACACCAUCAACUACUCGAAGAUUUUCUAUACCAACUCGCAUCAUUACCGAUGUUGACCGUUCACAACAGACACAAUCAACUACUCGAAGAUUUUCUAUACCAACUCGCAUCAUUACCGAUGUUGACCGUUCACAACAGACACCAUCAACUACUCGAAGAUUUUCUAUACCAACUCGCAUCACUACCGAUGUAGACCGUUCACAACAGACACCAUCAACUACUCGAAGAUUUUCUAUACCAACUCGCAUCACUACCGAUGUAGACCGUUCACAGCAGACACCAUCAACUACUCGAAGAUUUUCUAUACCAACUCGCAUCACUACCGAUGUAGACCGUUCACAACAGACACCAUCAACUACUCGAAGAUUUUCUAUACCAACUCGCAUCACUACCGAUGUAGACCGUUCACAACAGACACCAUCAACUACUCGAAGAUUUUCUAUACCAACUCGCAUCACUACCGAUGUAGACCGUUCACAACAGACACCAUCAACUACUCGAAGAUUUUCUAUACCAACUCGCAUCACUACCGAUGUAGACCGUUCACAGCAGACACCAUCAACUACUCGAAGAUUUUCUAUACCAACUCGCAUCACUACCGAUGUUGACCGUUCACAACAGACACCAUCAACUACUCGAAGAUUUUCUAUACCAACUCGCAUCACUACCGAUGUAGACCGUUCACAACAGACACCAUCAACUACUCGAAGAUUUUCUAUACCAACUCGCAUCACUACCGAUGUAGACCGUUCACAACAGACACCAUCAACUACUCGAAGAUUUUCUAUACCAACUCGCAUCAUUACCGAUGUUGACCGUUCACAACAGACACCAUCAACUACUCGAAGAUUUUCUAUACCAACUCGCAUCAUUACCGAUGUUGACCGUUCACAACAGACACCAUCAACUACUCGAAGAUUUUCUAUACCAACUCGCAUCACUACCGAUGUAGACCGUUCACAACAGACACCAUCAACUACUCGAAGAUUUUCUAUACCAACUCGCAUCACUACCGAUGUAGACCGUUCACAGCAGACACCAUCAACUACUCGAAGAUUUUCUAUACCAACUCGCAUCACUACCGAUGUAGACCGUUCACAACAGACACCAUCAACUACUCGAAGAUUUUCUAUACCAACUCGCAUCACUACCGAUGUAGACCGUUCACAACAGACACCAUCAACUACUCGAAGAUUUUCUAUACCAACACGCAUCACUACCGAUGUAGACCGUUCACAACAGACACCAUCAACUACUCGAAGAUUUUCUAUACCAACUCGCAUCAUUACCGAUGUUGACCGUUCACAACAGACACCAUCAACUACUCGAAGAUUUUCUAUACCAACUCUCAUCACUACCGAUGUCGACCGUUCACAACAGACACCAUCAACUACUCGAAGAUUUUCUAUACCAACUCGCAUCAUUACCGAUGUUGACCGUUCACAACAGACACCAUCAACUACUCGAAGAUUUUCUAUACCAACUCGCAUCACUACCAAUGUAGACCGUUCACAACAGACACCAUCAACUACUCGAAGAUUUUCUAUACCAACUCGCAUCAUUACCGAUGUUGACCGUUCACAACAGACACAAUCAACUACUCGAAGAUUUUCUAUACCAACUCGCAUCAUUACCGAUGUUGACCGUUCACAACAGACACCAUCAACUACUCGAAGAUUUUCUAUACCAACUCGCAUCACUACCGAUGUAGACCGUUCACAACAGACACCAUCAACUACUCGAAGAUUUUCUAUACCAACUCGCAUCACUACCGAUGUAGACCGUUCACAGCAGACACCAUCAACUACUCGAAGAUUUUCUAUACCAACUCGCAUCACUACCGAUGUAGACCGUUCACAACAGACACCAUCAACUACUCGAAGAUUUUCUAUACCAACUCGCAUCACUACCGAUGUAGACCGUUCACAACAGACACCAUCAACUACUCGAAGAUUUUCUAUACCAACUCGCAUCAUUACCGAUGUUGACCGUUCACAACAGACACAAUCAACUACUCGAAGAUUUUCUAUACCAACUCGCAUCACUACCGAUGUAGACCGUUCACAGCAGACACCAUCAACUACUCGAAGAUUUUCUAUACCAACUCGCAUCACUACCGAUGUAGACCGUUCACAGCAGACACCAUCAACUACUCGAAGAUUUUCUAUACCAACUCGCAUCACUACCGAUGUAGACCGUUCACAACAGACACCAUCAACUACUCGAAGAUUUUCUAUACCAACUCGCAUCACUACCGAUGUAGACCGUUCACAGCAGACACCAUCAACUACUCGAAGAUUUUCUAUACCAACUCGCAUCACUACCGAUGUAGACCGUUCACAGCAGACACCAUCAACUACUCGAAGAUUUUCUAUACCAACUCGCAUCACUACCGAUGUAGACCGUUCACAGCAGACACCAUCAACUACUCGAAGAUUUUCUAUACCAACUCGCAUCACUACCGAUGUAGACCGUUCACAACAGACACCAUCAACUACUCGAAGAUUUUCUAUACCAACUCGCAUCACUACCGAUGUAGACCGUUCACAACAGACACCAUCAACUACUCGAAGAUUUUCUAUACCAACUCGCAUCACUACCGAUGUAGACCGUUCACAGCAGACACCAUCAACUACUCGAAGAUUUUCUAUACCAACUCGAAUCACUACCGAUGUAGACCGUUCACAACAGACACCAUCAACUACUCGAAGAUUUUCUAUACCAACUCGCAUCAUUACCGAUGUUGACCGUUCACAACAGACACCAUCAACUACUCGAAGAUUUUCUAUACCAACUCUCAUCACUACCGAUGUAGACCGUUCACAACAGACACCAUCAACUACUCGAAGAUUUUCUAUACCAACUCGCAUCAUUACCGAUGUUGACCGUUCACAAGUGACACCAUCAACCACUAAAAGAUUUUUUAUUCCAACUCGCAUCAUUCCCGAUCUUGACCGUUCACAAUACACACCAUCAAGUUAUUACGACUAA